Messenger RNA from Chaetomium globosum CBS 148.51, 2028 nucleotides. RefSeq lists its product as uncharacterized. Gene Ontology annotation, cellular component: Golgi apparatus. Bases 1 to 2028 code for a protein of 675 amino acids. Gene Ontology annotation, biological process: intra-Golgi vesicle-mediated transport; endoplasmic reticulum to Golgi vesicle-mediated transport; endocytosis. The transcript is spliced from 4 exons. The record is from RefSeq and is a predicted model, not a curated record. Lineage: Eukaryota; Fungi; Ascomycota; Sordariomycetes; Sordariales; Chaetomiaceae. Gene Ontology annotation, molecular function: protein binding; GTPase activator activity.
AUGUCCUCGGCACUAAGCAAGCGUCAGCAGGCGCGCAACGAAAAGGGCCUGCAAGACCUCCUCCACAACGUUCCCGGUAACAACUUUUGCGCCGACUGUCAGGGACGGAAUCCCGGUUGGGCAUCAUGGAGCUUGGGUAUCUUCCUGUGCAUGCGAUGCGCCACCAUCCACCGCAAAUUGGGCACCCACGUGUCCAAGGUGAAGUCGCUGAGCAUGGACAGCUGGACCAACGAGCAGGUCGAUAACAUGCGGAAAGUCGGCAACGUCGUGUCUAACAAACUAUACAACCCCGACAACAAGAACCCGCCCGUCCCGAUCGACGCCGACGAAGCUGACGGCGCAAUGGAGCGAUUCAUUCGCCAAAAGUACAUCGCCCGCACCUUAUCCAUCGGCAAGCGGCGUCCCGGCGGAGACUCGGACGACACCCCACCCCCGCUUCCCCCCAAGACGCCGAGCCGGUUCGGCCUCCGCUCCGCUUCCUCCAUAUUCCCCCUCGGGUCGAAGGCGAAAAAGGCGGCUGGGCACGAGCCGACCAGCCCGCAGGGCUCGCAAACCCAGCCGCCGUCUCGGAACAACUCGUCCGGGCUAUUCGGUGUGAGUGUUGAACGCGACCGGUCUGAGGGAGAUGAGACGGAACGGAAACUCGCCAGGCUCCGGGAUAUGGGCUUUCUGGAUGAUCAGAAGAACUCCAUGGUGCUGAAGGGCGUGGGCGGGAGCCUGGAGAAGGCGAUCGAGGCGUUGGUGCGGCUAGGGGAAGGGAGCGGAAGGACGCCGGCACACUUGACACCUGCUAGGGCUGCAACGAUGCCGGUAACUCGAAGUCUCACACCCGGCGCAAACACGGAAACCGCUCGUAGUCGUCCCAUCAGCCCGGCCAGCACGAAUCCCUUCGACAUGCUCGACACCCCGCCCCCGCCACAGCCGCUCUCUUCGCAAUCGACCGGCACCCUGCAAACUAAGAACCCCUACCUCUCGACGAAUCCGUUCGGCGCGCCGCAGCAAGCCCCCUCGGCAUUCGAUCUCGCCUUCCAGAACAUGUCUCUGGCGCCACCGUCGCACCAGCCUUUGUUCCCUCACCAUACGGGCGGUCUAGCACAGCAACAGCAAAACACGCAGCAACAUAACGGCCAGGCGCUCUACCAGCAGCCGAUGAAUGGCCCGCUGACAGCCCCGCUGCCGACGGCGUCACAGGGUUACUCGGGCAUGGCCAUGCACGGCAGCCAGACGUAUCCGCAGCCGAUGCAGCCAGCCACGACCGGUUACAAUCCCUUCUUUCCGGCCCAGCCACAGCAGCAGCCGCUGUCGGUGAACACGGCCCAGUUUGGUGGCAACAUGGGCAGCAACCCCUUCACCCGGUCACCCACGAGAAUCCAGUCGCCAACCCUCUCACAAAUCCCCGAACAAACACAACAAAACUUUUAUGCGCAACAACCGGCGCAACCCAUGCAAACCAUGCAACCCCAGGCGUCCAAUCCCUUCUUCAGCCAGAUGACACCGGGCGCGCAACAGUAUCCGGGCCAGAUGCAGACGCCGAUGCAAAUGGCCCAGCCGAUGCCCCAGUACAUGGGUAUGGCUCCACAAGGGACCGGCUACAUGCAGCAGCCGCAACAGCAGCAGCCACCGCGGCCCGAUAAAGCGUCAAUCAUGGCGUUGUACAACCAUUCUCAACCAACACCCGCCCAGGCUCCGUUUCAGGCCCAGGGAGCCGGACAGGCUACACCAGCACAGACGCCCAACUCGCUAUUCUCGUCCCAGACCUUUCCGCAGCAGCAGCAGCAGCAGCAGCAGCAACCCCAGCAAGGCCAACCACAACCACAGCAGCAGCAACAACAAGUGCCGCAACCGACGCCCGUGAGCCCGGGGACGAUGAGCAAGAACCCGUUCAUGAUGGCAACGGCGACGGCGCAGCAGCCGGCACCGAAGCAUAAUGUGAGCCGGGACAGCAUGAUGGCCGUGGGCCUGGAGUGGUCGAAUGGGCGGCACAGUCCGGAUGCGUUUGCUAGUCUGAGCGCGAGGGAUACCCGCUGA